AUGACGGCCGACACCCUCCCCAAAUGGCUCGCCCUGCCCGCCUCUCGCCGACGAUGCUCCUACCUCUUCGCCAUCUUCGUCAUCCUGGUCGUGGUCUACGAGUUCCGCACGCUUCUCCUCCCCCCAGUCGUCUAUCCGCUCUACGAGAGCGACGAAAGCCCCAAACUCGCCCGGUCCCUCUCGGCACGAGAUCUUCUCUCCCGCCCGAUCUCCCACGACCUCAAGACCCUCCCCAAACUCAUCCAUCAGACAUGGUUCCCGGCCGGCAGCAACAUGUCCGAGCGCGCCCAGGUCUGGGUUGAGACCAUGCGCGCCCAGAACCCCGACUGGGAAUACGUGCUCUGGGACGACGAGACCGAUCGCAUGAUCGUCGAGCAGCAUUUCCCGUGGUUCCUGGAGACCUACGAUAAGCUGCCGCAGGAGAUUCUGCGCGCUGAUGUCGCGCGCAACUUUUACAUGUAUCUGAUUGGAGGAAUGUACGCAGACGUCGACACGGAGGCCCUCCGCCCCGUCGAACCUCUCUUCCUAUCCCACGACACUCCGCUGCUCGCCCACCGGUCCUCCCUCUCCCAAGCACCGCCUUCCCCCCUCCCCAACCACCCGCAAACCCAGCGCGCCUUUCUCGGCCGCAUGUCCCGCAGCCCCGACCUGAAUAGCAACGCCGCCGUCCCCAACGGCUGGAUGGCCUCUUCGCCCGGCCACCCCUUCUGGCUGCUCCCUGCGCUGCACGUGCUCGAGCGCGCCGAAAGCGGCGGCGACGGGUCCGUCGAGGAUCUGACCGGCCCGGGGGCCCUGCAGCGCAUGGGGAAUGAUGGGUGGAGUGUUGUAUUGGGCAUGCUGUCGUGGGUGUUCUGGUCGAAUCUCACUAUUCUGUUUAAUAAGUGGGUGAUCAGCUCGACUGAAUUCCCUGUCAUCCUCACAACAUGGCAUCUCGUCUUCGCUACCCUGGUCACCCAGAUCAUGGCAUAUACCACCACGCUGCUGGACGCGCGCAAAACCGUCGAAAUGACCCCGCGGGUCUACAUGCGCGCCAUCGUCCCCAUCGGCCUGCUCUACAGCGGCAGUCUGGUCUGCAGCAACGUCGUCUACCUGUACCUCAACGUAUCAUUUGUGCAAAUGAUCAAGGCCGCCGGACCCGUCAUCACCCUCCUAACCAGCUGGCUCUGGGGCGUCGCGACCCCCUCGCUCUCCGUGCUGCUUAACAUCCUCGUCAUCGCCGCCUCCGUCGGGCUCGCCGUCGCCGGCGAGAUCCAGUUCUCGCUCCUCGGCCUGCUCUUCCAACUCGCCAGCCUCGUCUUCGACGCCAACCGCCUCGUCAUGAUCCAGAUCCUGCUCUCGGAUGAGGGCCAGCGCAUGGACCCCCUCGUCAGCCUGUACUACUCCGCCCCUGUCUGCGCGGUCAUGAACUUCCUCGUCGCCUGGCGCACAGAGUGGCCUGGUUUUCAGCUCGCUGAGAUCUCGCGGAAUACGUGCGCUGCGUUGGUCUUGAAUGCGGCGGUGGGGUUUAUGUUGAAUGUGUCGAUUUUUGUCCUGAUUGGGAAAACGUCCGGCUUGACCAUGACGCUGGUUAGUAUUCCGAAGAAUAUUCUGCUGAUUUUCGCCUCCGUGGUCAUUUGGCAUACGCAAAUCGGGGGGCUGCAGGUCUUCGGGUAUACGAUUGCGUUGUUGGCGCUGGUGUAUUAUUCGCUGGGGUGGGAGAAGUUGAAGGGGCUGUGGGAGGAUGGAAGGGGGUGGGUUCGGGGGUCGAAGGGGUAUGAUGCUGUGGAACAGGAUCGGGUUUGA
This is a messenger RNA of Aspergillus steynii IBT 23096, 1782 nucleotides long. RefSeq lists its product as uncharacterized. The coding region runs from base 1 to 1782 and encodes 593 amino acids. Lineage: Eukaryota; Fungi; Ascomycota; Eurotiomycetes; Eurotiales; Aspergillaceae. The transcript is spliced from 7 exons. Gene Ontology annotation, biological process: mannosyl-inositol phosphorylceramide biosynthetic process. The record is from RefSeq and is a predicted model, not a curated record. Gene Ontology annotation, molecular function: mannosyltransferase activity.